AAAUCCCCUUCUAAACUCGACCGCAGAGCCGACUCGCGCCGUCAAAAUGAAGACCGCCGUCAAAACCACCGCCCUUCUCUCCCUUCUCUCGACCGCGAUGGCCGACAAGGCCAUCGUUGGCGGCGACGACGCCGAGAUCACCGAAUACCCUUACCAGAUUGCGCUCCUCUCUGGCGGCUCCCUCAUCUGCGGCGGCUCUAUCAUCUCUUCCAAGUACGUCGUGACGGCCGGCCACUGCACUGACGGCGCGUCCGCUAGCUCGCUCUCCAUCCGCGCGGGCUCCACCUACCAUGAUAAGGGCGGCACCGUCGUCGACGUGGAGGCGAUCACCGUCCACCCUGAAUACAACGCCAACACCGUCGACAACGACAUCUCCAUCCUCGAGCUGGCAGAAGAGCUCCAGUUCGGCGACGGCAUCAAGGCGAUCGAUCUGCCUUCCUCUUCUUCGCUUCCUUCUGAGGGCACCAUCGGAACCGCGACGGGCUGGGGUGCGCUGACCGAGGGCGGCAACGUCAGCCCUAACUUGCAGUAUGUGGAGGUUCCCGUUGUCAGCAAGAGCCAGUGCUCGAGUGACUACUCCGGCUUCAACGAGAUCACCGCGUCGAUGUUCUGCGCCGGCGAGGAGGAGGGCGGCAAGGAUGGCUGCCAGGGCGAUUCCGGCGGUCCUUUCGCUGCGGACGGUGUCCUGAUCGGUAUCACCUCAUGGGGCAAUGGGUGUGCGCGUGCCGGAUACCCCGGUGUUUACUCGAGCCCGGCUUACUUCAGGGACUUCAUCCAGCAGGUUACUGGUCUGUAA
Messenger RNA from Aspergillus nidulans FGSC A4, 796 nucleotides. RefSeq names its product protein Q5BAR4. The record is from RefSeq and is a predicted model, not a curated record. Gene Ontology annotation, biological process: proteolysis. NCBI's taxonomy places the organism in Eukaryota, Fungi, Ascomycota, Eurotiomycetes, Eurotiales, Aspergillaceae. Gene Ontology annotation, molecular function: peptidase activity; hydrolase activity; serine-type endopeptidase activity. Bases 47 to 796 code for a protein of 249 amino acids. The transcript has a single exon.